CACCGUCAGCGUCCAUUUUGGGCAAAGCAGGAAGUUGAUUUAGGGGAAAACCUAACAAACAAACUAAACAACUUCUUAAGCGUCCAGCGAUACAUUUAUCGGUUUUUAUUACGUGUUUGAAUCUUUGUUCAAUGUAUAUGUUGUUAAAUUAACACCGGCUGGACUGUACGCGGAUUUAAUCGUUUGUUUGACGGUUGUGCUGACAGGCUCACGCGCGUCGCAGAGGUCGCGACAAUAAUCCGGAAUCCUAAAUAAAACCAGUUGGUCAGGAUGGCGGAUGACUUCGAUGUUGAGGCCAUGCUGGAAGCUCCUUUUAAGAAGGGAGAAAGCAAGACCUCCAGUGCCAACGGUCACGAUGGCGAUCGCAAGAAAAAGAAAAGACACAGCAACAGUCCCAGUCCAGACCGCCGGAGGAGCAGGAGCAGGGAGCAAAAGAAGAGCCGAGAACGCCGCAGGAGUCGCAGCCGUGAGUCCAGACGAUCGAAGAGUAAAGAACGCAGGCGUUCGCCAUUACGCAACCGGGGGGGCGGACGUUACCGUGGACGCAGGAGCCCAUUUAUGGGGCAGAAAAUAAACGGUGGUUCCGGAGGCAAGACUGGCCCACAGCAUUUCACCAAGCACAGUCGCAAGCGCUCCCGAAGCAAAAGCCCAUUCAAGAAGGACAAGACCCCAGUCAGGCAACCGAUAGAUAAUCUGAGCCCGGAGGAAAGAGACGCCCGCACAGUGUUCUGCAUGCAGCUGGCUGCCAGAAUUAGGCCCAGAGAUCUAGAAGACUUCUUCUCAGCAGUAGGAAAAGUUCGUGACGUGAGGAUGAUCUCAGAUAGAAACUCUCGGAGGUCAAAGGGCAUUGCCUACAUUGAGUUUGUAGAUUCGACCUCAGUUCCGCUGGCCAUUGGACUGACGGGGCAACGUGUUCUGGGAGUGCCAAUCAUAGUCCAGGCUUCACAGGCUGAGAAGAACAGAGCAGCAGCCAUGGCCUUAAACCUCCAGAGGGGAGGCAUCGGACCAAUGCGGCUGUAUGUGGGCUCCCUGCACUUCAAUAUCACCGAAGACAUGCUCAGGGGCAUCUUUGAGCCUUUCGGCAAGAUUGAAGGCAUCCAGCUGAUGAUGGACAAUGAGACGGGCAGGUCGAAAGGAUACGGCUUCAUAUCAUUUGCAGAUGCAGAAUGUGCUAAAAAGGCCUUGGAUCAGCUGAAUGGAUUUGAGCUCGCUGGGCGGCCGAUGAAGGUGGGUCACGUUACCGAACGCACUGAUGCCUCCAACGCCAGCUCCUUCCUGGAUAAUGAUGAGCUGGAGAGAACUGGCAUUGACCUGGGCACAACGGGCCGUCUUCAGCUGAUGGCUAGACUGGCAGAGGGUACAGGAUUGCAGAUUCCUCAUGCUGCCAAACAAGCUCUACAGAUGAGUGGCUCUGCGGCUUUUGCAAAUGCCACAGGUACUGUUCAAGCUCCUAUUCUCCCUAAUCCUGGGAUGAAUCAAGCCAUGAACCUUCCGACCCAGCCACUGGCCACACAGUGUUUACAGCUGUCUAACAUGUUCAAUCCACAAUCGGAAGAUGAACCUGGCUGGGACGUCGAGAUACAGGACGAUGUCAUUGAUGAGUGCAAUAAACAAGGAGGCGUUGUUCACAUAUACGUCGACAAGAACUCUCCUCAAGGAAAUGUUUAUGUAAAAUGUCAGAGCAUCCCCGUUGCAAUGACUGUCGUCAGCGCCCUGCACGGGCGGUGGUUUGCAGGUAAAAUGAUCACAGCUGCCUACGUGCCUCUCCCCACUUACCAUAACCUGUUUCCAGACUCAGUCACAGCUACACAGCUCCUCAGGCCCACACGCCGGUGAUCCAGCCCCCCUGCCUCUGUCUGACCCUGCUUAAUCUGAAAACACAAUAUGUACAUGCAGCUUUAUACCCCCCACCCCACCCUUCUUGAAAUAACUGCUGUGGGCCUGUGCCAUUAAAGGUCAUGAAGGGCAACAUCAUAUGUUGCAUAAUACGGAUGAAGGUUUUGCAGAUAGGCCUGUUUUGUUUUAUUUUGCUUUUUUAGUCUGAUGUUGAUCUGAAGUCAUUUGUUAUCCUAACUAUAGCAAAUUUUAGCUCAGUUCUGCUUCACUGUUGACCCUUCUAAGUGGAAACUCUUAUCUCUGUCUGAACAUGAUCUGGACACCUGACAAUGGUUUUGAAGGAGAUUCUAGUGUUUUUAAAGAAAUUUCUUUUGAAGCUGUUUUGUCAUUUUUCUGCAUUGAUUAGUUGCCUAGAAAGGUGGAACGAUAUGUUAUCUUUUCAGUUUUCAACUAAAAAAGUUCUUUAUCUUGUAUGUUUUUUGUCUAGACUUAUUUUCAGUCUGUUACUUUCAUUGUAAGCAACAACAGAGAACCAAAAAGAGUUUGAAGUGGUUAUGGUUAUUUUCUUCUGGAGACUGUCUGUUUGCUGUCUGAAACCAUUUUGAAUUUAUAACUUUUCAUAAUCAAGAACUGAUUUUUCUAAAUCUUACAAUUGAUUAAAGGACUUUCACAACACUGAAUAAAACUGAGUUUUGGUUUUGAUU
Messenger RNA from Triplophysa rosa, 2540 nucleotides. RefSeq names its product RNA binding motif protein 39b (gene rbm39b). The transcript is spliced from 16 exons. Gene Ontology annotation, molecular function: RNA binding. The record is from RefSeq and is a predicted model, not a curated record. Gene Ontology annotation, biological process: mRNA processing. Bases 271 to 1836 code for a protein of 521 amino acids. NCBI's taxonomy places the organism in Eukaryota, Metazoa, Chordata, Actinopteri, Cypriniformes, Nemacheilidae. Gene Ontology annotation, cellular component: nucleus.